AGUGAACUCCCCGAAUUCCGUUCAUGAUGACCUCCACGCAAAACGCGCUUAUAAAUUGACAAGAAGAUGUGUGAAUCUUGUUCAACCUCUUCUUCCAUCAAUCCAUCACAAACACAAUAAAGAUCAUCGGGAUGAGUGGGAAAAGGUUGAACAAACGUCAGUUGAGAGAGCAGCAAGAGUUGGAGGCACUAGGACAAAGCUCGAAAGUUGAAGAUUCUCUAGAGCAAGAGAACAAAACAGAAAAGGAAACCAAUGAUGAUCCUGAAUCAGAGGAAGAAGAACAACCAUCAAUACCACAUACAGGAGGAGCUGGUAUAUUUGCUCAAUUAGGAGGAGCAGAAGAUAUCGUGGAGAAAAGCUCAGACGACGAAGGACAAGAUGAUAUCACAGUCAAUGCAAAGAAGUCAAAGUCAAAAAACAAGAAAAAGAAGAAGAAGCCAACCGCUAACAAGCAAGAGGAUGGUGUAGAGAAAGACGAGGGCGACAAGACGAAAGAGGAGACUGUUGAUACACCUGAACCUUCGAUACCAAGCAAGAGUAGUAAAAAGAAAAGCAAAAAGCCCCCUUCGGCCGCAGCCACUAAGCCCAAGAAGGAAGUGUCGGAUAUGUCUAUGGAUGAAUUUUCCGCUCUGUUGGCUUCGCAAGCUGAAUUGAACGAGAAGGAUGCCAGUGGAUCAGCUCCAACAGCUACGAUUACACCAGCAGGACCUCUUUCAUCUUUGCGCUCCCAUCUUUCCCUCUCAGCACCGGCACUUGAUCCAGCUGUUGAACUCAAGAGGCAAUUUGGAGCAGCAGCAAUCAAAGCAUACGAAAACGAAGCAGGAGGAGGUCAAGGAGGCGCAGCAUCUUCAGGUGCACGAGCAAGAGCACAAGCAUACAAUACCAAUUUUAAAGUACGUAAUUUGCUCGUACAGCCAAAAGAUACUUGGCCACCAAUUGCAAGAACAUUUACAGGUAUGACGAUGGAAGUGUUUGACGUGGAAGGAAGAGGAAAGGUUGGUGGUUGGGUACACAGUCGGGCAUACAGGAAAGCACAAUUUCAAUUCUUACAAGCAGUGCAAUCUUAUGAACCGAAUCAUUUGAUGGGAUUGAUGCGUAUGUAUCCUUGGCACAUCGAUACGCUUUUGCAAUUGUCUGAUGUUUCACGUCAUCAAGGUGAUUUGGGACAAGCAUCGGAUUUCAAUUCAAGAGCUUUGUUUGCGUUCGAACGAACUUCAGCUCCCAUUUUCACCUCAAGUUUGACUUCUCACUUAGGACCACCAAUGCUUAACUUUGCUCGAAUUGAAGAUCGUGGUUUCUGGCUUGCUAGUCAUCGUAAUGUGAACUUCUUGGGAAGGAGAGGGACGUGGAGAACUGCACUAGAAUGGGUCAAGCUCAUUCUCGGUCUUGAUCCUACAAGUGAUCAUCAUGGAAUGCUGUUGUGGCUUGACUUCUUGAGUAUCAAGAGCAAGCAACACUCUUGGUUCUUAGACUGCUUACAACGAUUGGAAGCAGCUGUAUCAAAAGAGAUGGAGGAGUAUAGCGUGCCUAUCCUCAACGCAAAGACUCCAUUUGAUGCAACCGAUAAAGCCAUUGUAGGAGAAGCAGAAAGUUGCAGAGGAGCUCUUGACUGGUAUGUAGGUUUGGGAUAUGCAAAAGCAUUGGCUUUACGUGCAGAAGAGAAAGAGAAAGGAGGUGAAGACAAAACAAAUGCGACAAAGAGUACAGCAGCUUUACGUCUAGCAAUUUGCCGUCAUCCUCAAUUGAUUCCUAGCUUGUUGGAAAAGAUUGGCGUUUCGAUGCCUGAAGGCGUGUCAAGCUCACAUCCAAUCUUCAUGUUCCCGACUGCCGAAGGGGAUAGUAUGCCUGAGCUUUUGACACACGUAUACGUCUCAAGAUCAGAAUCACUCUGGCGUGAGCCGGGUAUGUCUAGCUGGCUCACAAAGACGAUCAAAGAGGUAUGGCCAAGUUUGGAGAAAAGCUUCGAGUCAAAUCAAUGGAAUCGUGCUUGCGUGACGUAUGAAAAGGCAAGGCUGUCAAUCUACAGACAUGUUCUCGUUUCUGAUUUACCCGAUGCUUUACGUCAAACUUUGAUCGGACUUAUGCCAAAAGAAAUUACUUCAGAUAGCUCAAAAUUGAACGCAUUUGAUCCUUUACCUCCACAAGGAGAAGGUACGACAUCGUAUGAUGAUGAAUAUUUCGCAGCAAUGCGAUCAAGAAGAUAUGGCGCUGGAGCAGAUGAAGAUGAUUAUGUCGAUAUGGAUGGUCCUGCAGCGGCAGGAAUGAUGGAUAGAAUGAUGCAAGCUUUACGUGGCAUUCGUGGAUUAGAAGGAUGGGGAGCAGCGAUGGAACAAAUGGAUGAUGAAUCAAGACAAGAUGUUAUGGCACAAAUCAUGGAAAUGGCAGCUCAAGGACAAAAUGCCAGAGAAGGUGCAAUGCCCGGAGGAUUAGACGUUCCAGAGCAAGAAGGCGAAGAUGGCAAUCAAGCCGGUCCAAAUCCGGGUGCAUUCAAUGCCUUGCGUGGCUUCCUUGAUAGGAUGUGGGGAACACAACCUGGAGAAGCUGUAGAGGAUGAAUUAGAGGGAGAAGGAGAGAGUGACGAGGAGCACCACUAAAAGUACUUAUAGCAUCAUCCGUACACUAACCACAAGAUGUAAUACCCAAAUUCAUGUCUAAUAGAUACAGUGCAAGUCUGAAACUUUGAAAUACAGCUUAAGCCACUGUCCGAUUUUGCUUCUCACGAUAAGAA
Messenger RNA from Meira miltonrushii, 2728 nucleotides. RefSeq names its product DUF654-domain-containing protein. Bases 132 to 2594 code for a protein of 820 amino acids. Gene Ontology annotation, biological process: ribosome-associated ubiquitin-dependent protein catabolic process; rescue of stalled cytosolic ribosome. Lineage: Eukaryota; Fungi; Basidiomycota; Exobasidiomycetes; Exobasidiales; Brachybasidiaceae. The transcript has a single exon. Gene Ontology annotation, cellular component: RQC complex. The record is from RefSeq and is a predicted model, not a curated record.